Molecule: messenger RNA, 5637 nt
Organism: Fusarium verticillioides 7600
Lineage: Eukaryota; Fungi; Ascomycota; Sordariomycetes; Hypocreales; Nectriaceae
Exons: 3
Coding region: 456-5417 (1653 amino acids)
Biological process (GO): fatty acid metabolic process
Molecular function (GO): phosphopantetheine binding; medium-chain fatty acid-CoA ligase activity
Source: RefSeq, a predicted model, not a curated record
CGGCACUCGUGGAACUUGUCGUGCUUAUCAGUAGUGAUUAACCCGUGGCAAUGCCGGGCAGUCCACCCACUCAGCUGUUAUCUAGCGUGUAGAGUAUGGAGCCCAAGAGGAAAUGCCGUGAAGAUCAAAUCGGAUCUACAGGAGAAUCCCUUGUCGUAAAUCGGGGCGCCAAUAAGUCUAAGUGGGAUGGAGUGGACCGGCGGUAGGACCUCUGUGAUUUGAUUUCAGGUUUGGUUGAUCUUUGGACGUGACAUUGCAGAUUAGACUUCAUGUUCUGCCUGUUGAUCUGCCGGCGAGACGAAAUUGGGUAAAAAAGUGGAAGGGCUGUGAUGAGAGGUGCCAGGCUGGACGGAUGGUUAUAUAGAGAUGCGAGAGCGCUGUGAUGAAGAGGAUUAUCAGAUCUUCAUUACUCUGAAUCAAAGGAUCAUCUUUAUUACCGCUUUGUUGAUCGAGAUAUGAGUGUGCUGUGUUUACUACGGGAGUUGUGCGACAUCCCACCAAUGGCGGUCAGGGACAGUCAACAGUUCAAGUCCCUUGUAGCACUGAACCCAGGCAGAGCUGAUCUCUUGGCUGCCAUUCCUACAACCCAACAGCAUUCCAUCUCCUCCCUCUACACUCUAUGUCAUCUCCUUGAGCAAUUGCCUGGUCCAUGGCCAGUCUUCCAACUCAUCAAGACUUAUACACGCAUCUACACCCAGCUCCCGGAAGAGGCUAAGACAAAAAGCACCCACGAGAUCUCUUCCCUAAUUGAACGAGCUUCAACGCUAGUCAAGAGGUCGUAUACAUCCUUUGCGCAGUUCAUUGGUCGCGAUGACAAGCCAGCCCUACGAGCCCCCACAGAUGAGGAUGUCAUCUCCCACCGCGAACUACGACACUUCGUUGACAACUUCCGACUUCCCAUCAAUAUAUCAGAUAAAAAGCCUGUUGUUUCUAUCGCGUUACCAAAUGGUCCAUUACUAGCAGCUACAUGCAUCGCUGUUACGACUUACUACACCGCAUCGCCAAUUAACCCCGCCGCUGGAGCAGAACAAUUCAGAGCGGACAUUCUCCAAGCCCGAGCAGACUUUAUCCUCACAACGAAGGAUGAGUACACAAAACUGCAGCUUGAUGCCAAUUGGGUAUCAGAUAACAAGAUUCAGAUCUUCAUCAUGGACUGGACACGAGAUGAGGGCAUUUCGCUAAGGACAGUCGAUGGAGAAGCUAUCCCCACUGCCAGCGCUGAGCGAGUCGCUAACAAGGCUGAUGACAUUGGUCUGAUUCUCUUCACGAGUGGAACGUCGGGCACCAAGAAGGUAGUCCCACUAACAGUUCACUCCAUCAUCGCUGGUGUUGCGUUCGUCAUUGAAUCAUGGGGUCUCACAGCCAGUGACAUUUGUCUGAACAUGAUGCCCCUCUACCACGUAGGAGGGCUAGUUCGCAACAUUUUUGCACCAAUCAUCUCCGGCGGUUCUACAGUCUGCUGUCCCUCCUUCGAUGCCAAUCUGUUUUGGGACGUGGCUGAGACCAUUCAACCAACAUGGUACUACGCUUCACCAUCGAUGCACUCUAUCAUCAUCGCAGAAGCCGCGGCGCGACCCGAAGCUCUUCGAAAGAGUCGGAUACGGUUAGCUUGUAACGCUGCUGGUGGCCUAUUACCGUCUUUGGCGUAUCAAUUGAGGGACACGUUCAACUGUGUCGUCUUACCGAGUUAUGGAAUGACAGAAUGCAUGCCCAUUUCUACACCCCCACUAGACUACCGUCUCGAUCGCGAAGGUACAUCAGGUAUCAGCACCGGUCCCGAACUCACAGUCCUCAACUGGUCUGAACAAACCGUUCUGAACGGCACCGUCGGUCGUAUCUGCGUUCGCGGAGAACCUCUCUUCCCGGGCUAUCUCAAGCCUGAUGGGACAUAUGACAAGUCACCAUUCAACGAGACCGGCUGGUUCGACACUGGUGAUCUUGGAUACAUGGACGAAGAUGGAUAUCUUUACAUCACCGGUCGGAGUAAAGAAGUCAUCAACCGUGGUGGAGAGUUGAUAUCUCCAUUUGAGGUUGAGAAUGCUAUCAUGACGGCUUCGAAAACGAGUGACUCGCCUAUACACGGGAGGGUUUCGCAGGCUUUGGCGUUCUCGGCAUCGCAUGAUGUUCUACAAGAGGUUGUCGCUACCGUUCUUGUCACGCCUCCGGGUGCUCCGCGUGUUGAUCUGAGGACGCUGCACGGUGCGUUGAAGUCUUCUCUUCAGCAGGCAAAGUGGCCCGUGUUGAUCACUUACAUGGACGACCUGCCGAAGAACAAUAACAAGGUUCUACGUAUCAAGCUUGGCCAACGGCUGGGACUCCCUUCUGUUACUGAUGAUACGCCUUAUAUGGGGAGGCACUGGGAUGCCGUUUGUCCUCCUGCUGAUACCCCUCUGUCAGAGGCCAUACAGUGCUCGUCUUGUGCUGUUGACUACACCAAGCUUGCGACUCACGUUCAGAACAUGGCUCCAGAGCUUGACGUCUUUUGCCUGCCCAGCAAUCAUGAUGGUUCGCCUGAAGUCGUCCUUGCGCCUAAAGCUGGAGGUUCUGUCGACUCUGAUAUUGUCAACAGCAUUCGACACCAAUUGGCAUCAAUAAUCGACAAUUACAUGAUCCCUACCGAGAUACACCUCAUGCCUCACCCAUUCCAAAAGGACUCAUCUGGAAAGAUCGACGUCGAGGUACUCCGCUCAGAACUCGAGCAACUCCAAUUGGCAUCACUCAACAAACUAGCAGCCAGCACAGAAGGCCUAGUGACCAAAACCUUCGCCGAGGUCCUAUCCAUCCCACCCGCAGACAUCCCCCGUGACGUCGACUUCUUCAGCCUCGGCGGUGACUCCCUCCGCACCGGCCGUCUUCUCUCAAUGCUCCGUUCCGAGUUCAGCAUCAGCCUGCCCAUCACAGCAGUCUUCAACGGCGGCACCGUGACUUCCAUCGCUGCACAAAUUGACAAGAUGCUCGAUAGCAAGACUGAUGAGUCUGACCAGCCAAGCGCUAUCGUCGGAUGUACCGAGACUUGUAGUUCCACGAACCCCUUCCUCAUGAUCCUGCAGCUCUUCCCCCUCGUGGUCUUCUACCCCCUCCGCCGCGCAGUCCAAUGGACAAUAUUCUUCGUGACCCUCGCGCACUCUCAAAAACUCCCUACCAACCACUCCCUGCCCGGACGGUUUCUCAACCUCACCGUUUCCAUGCUCAUCGCGCGCAUCAUCAUGGGUUUUGUAUUACCCAUCGUCGGCAUCAUUUGCAAGUGGCUCAUCAUCGGCCGCUAUCGCGAGGGUCUGUACCCCAUGUGGGGAAUGUAUCAUACCCGAUGGUGGCUUGUGCAAAAGAUUGUUGCAAUCUGUGGCAAGGGCUUCUUUGAUGCAAAUGAGACGACGGAGAGGAUCUACUGUCGGCUUAUGGGGGCCAAGAUUGGGAAGAAGGUGAAGCUGGAGGGUGUGGCGAUUGGAGAGUGGGAUUUGAUCGAUAUUGGUGAUGAUUGUAACCUUACAAAGUGCAUUUGUAGACCUUUUGCUGCUGAGGGGAAUACGUCGAUGUAUCUUGGUCGCAUCACCAUCGGAAGCAACUGCUCUGUUGGAGUGUCUUCCAUCAUCGCGCCUGGAACUAUCAUGCCUCCCAAUACAUGCCUUGGCUUCAACUCAUCGAGCUGGGAGAUGCAAGAUGCAAGUGAGGAGUACAGAGACCAGCUUCCAAGUGAGAAGCCCAAGCCUCACUGGUUGUUGAACCUGCUCUUCACAAUGCCUCUCAAGCUCAUCGGCUUAUUCCUCUCCGCAGUUCCUUGGAUGGCCGGUCUUGUCGGCAUGGUAACGACACAGGGUCAAAAGGUUAACCACAAGGCUCCAUUGAGAAGCAGCGUGGACUGGUUCACGCAGCCCAACCGAAUCGCCUACCAUUACCUCGCUCUUGCUCUCGGAUGUCUAUUCGGUCCAUUCUUUCUCUUUGGGUUCGUCAUCCUGGUUAAGUCUACUCUGGACUGCAUCUUUGGCAAACUCAAAGCCAAUUCGCGAUCCACGGUGGAUAUCUGGAGAGCGAACUUGAUCAAGACGCUGUUGCCUGAGGGCAAAUUACAUCGGAUGACGUCUUUGUUUGGUCAGCACUACGAGGCUACAUCUAUUGCAUUGAGGAUGCUUGGUGCUGAGAUCGGUGAGCGUGUGUACUGGCCUGGUACUGGCCCUAGCAUUGGUGACUACCAUCUCAUUGACGUUGGUAACGACGUAGUCUUUGGGUCGCGCUCUCAUCUCGUCACCUCUGAUGGGAUUGGGUCAGAGAAGGUCACAAUCCAAGACCGUGCCAUGAUCGCUGAUCGAGUUUGUCUUCUGCCUGGCGCCACAGUUGGUGAACGUACGACCAUGGGAUCUGGUGCCUUGACCAAGAGAAACGGCACCUACAUCUCUGAUGGUACAUAUGUCGGCUCCCGGGCAGGAGAUGCCGUCUGCCUGUCAACCGGUAGUGACACCAAGGUCUCUCGCUCUCACAUCCGCAACAUUAAGUCGGGGGAUACCCUCACGAACGAAAAGAAGUUGAAUGACGAGAAAGAACGUCCAGAUACACAGCCUAGCAUCACAUCAGGAAGCGACACCGAAGGCAGUGAUGGCAAAGGAGACUGGGCACAACAUCUCUCUCCAUUCGGUCGAGCUUUCUACCUCAAGCUAGCACCUUACCAUGCCCUAGGUCCCUUUGCCAUCUUCUGCUACUCUGCCUUCUUCACAGUCUUCACCGCCGUAUACUGGGAUGUUCCCAGCGUCUCAUCUAUUCAAUUCGUUGGUAUCAUGUUCCGAAGCUCUUUUCCUCGGGGUAUGAACGUCUGGUUUGACCUUGUCGCCAUCUUCCUCACCAUGUUUGCCGGCAUCGCCGUUCUCUCCGCCAUUCAAUCUGUCCUUGCGCUGGCAAUCAUCAUUGGAUCAAAGUGGCUACUCAUGGGCCGCCGCAAGGCUGGUAACUAUGAUUGGGACAAGUCUCCGUAUUGCCAGCGCUGGCAGAUCUUCCUCGGCAUUGAGCGCCUUCGUCGACAGUGCUACAAAGGCAAUAGUAUUCUGAAUCUGCUCACUGGUACUCACUGGAUGGUUAUCUACUUCAAGCUCAUGGGUGCCAAGAUUGGCAAAGACUGUGCGCUCUUCGUCAAUGGCACCCCAAGCCUUAUGUUCACUGAGCCUGAUCUUAUCACGCUUGGCGAUCGCGUUGUCGUCGAUGACGCCAGUGUCGUCGCGCACAUUAACACACGUGGCAAGUUCGAUUUGAACAGAGUCGAGAUUGGUGAUAGAUGCGUACUCCGAACAGGAAGCCGACUUCUGAGUGGCGCGCUGAUGAAGAGUGAUGGCUGCUUACUGGAGCAUACGCUUAUCAUGGGUGGCGAUGUUGUCGAGGAGAGGAGGACGAUGCAGGGUUGGCCAGCAGAGGAGUUUAGCGGAAAACGGAUUUGAUUUACUCGUGGGGGAGUGAUUGGGUGACAGCGAUAUAGAAUUCCUUGUCAUGGGGUUUGGUUCGGUAGAGAUAGAUGGUCUUCAUUCCAGUCAAUUAAUUCAGGCUUAGUUUCAGUUUAGCGACCUGCUUUCAUCGCGCGAUGUGCCUCGCUAGCCUUAUUAGAGGAAAAAAAAUAGAACAAGCUUUACUAGUCGCAGAGCUACAACGCGAGCUGGCAUG